CCGUUAUAUAAUUUCCCAACUAGUGGUAUUAAACGGCGUCUCAAUUUUACCCGAUUUUUAAAACGGCUAACUCAGUAUUUUAUCCAGAAAGAUAUCACUCUAGUCUAAAGAUUUUUCUCAUAGAUGGCACAAAGGACUAGAAAUCUAUUAGCGAAAUCUUGUUAGGCAAUAUUUUUUUUGGCUAAAAUAUAAGUUAGCCGUUUUUAAAAAUAGGCCCUUUAGCAACACUAUUCGCAACUGAAUGAUUGUAUUUUAAUAUUUGUUCUUUUCAAAUCGGCCCGAGGUUUGUAAAAUUUUAAGACCCAUCCCGCCCCAGUGUAAUUUUUUAAGACAAUUUUGCUCUCCGAUUCGUGUUAUCCUUGGCAGGUAUGCAAAUCAUUGAUAGAUAAUUUUUGAAAAAAAUUACUUAAACUUUCUUUUAGAUAAUGGAAAAUUUUCAAUUAUUUGACAAAGACUUGUCAAUAGGAGAAAGUUUAUUCUUAAAUUCGUACAUGUCUGAUGUUAGAUUUGAGGUGGAGAAAGAAAUAAUCCAUGCGCAUACAUUUAUUCUAUCAUUUAAAAGUCAAAUGUUUCAUACCAUGUUCCAUGGCAGUUUGAAAUUGAAAGAUAAUUGUGUAAAGGUUGAAGAUCUAAGGAAAGGCGUUUUUAAAAUAAUCCUGAAAUAUAUAUAUACCAAUGAAGUUUGUAAUAUUAAUUCAAUCGACAUUGACUCACUGUUAGAACUCUUAUAUGGUGCAAAAAAAUAUAUGCUUAAGAAUUUGAUCGAUAUGUGCAUUGAAGAAAUAAAUGUGUCCAGGUGUUAUUAUAUAGAUAGUGAAAUUGCGUUAAAAGUAUAUUUAGCAACAGCUAUACACCCAGAAAUCAAUAUUUUUAGUUAUUUCUCUAUUCUUUUGAGAAAUGAAAGUUUCGUAUUUGAUUCGGAUGCUUUCCUUAACGCUCCUAUCCAUAUAAUAAAAAAAUUUAUCGAGUCUUUACCUAAUGGAAGAUCGACAUCGAAUCUCUACAUUUCGGAAUUUCUUAUCAAAUUCGCAAAAAAUAAAUGCUGCAAAUGCCAGAUUCCGGAUGAUUCAAAGAACGAUUUAUGUAAAUUAUCCCAUAAAAAAUCCCCACUUUUGGAAUUCGAUCUAGUAGACAUGAUUCAAUUGGUUCGUAGACAAACAUUAUUAGAGGACACCGAGAUACUCAACAUUGUGUUAAAAUGUUAAAAAAAUUUCCCCUCCCCCAAAAAACAAAUGAUUAUUGACUUUACUAUGAAUACUCCGAUAUUGAAAUUUAUUCGCUAUUAGUAGAAUUGAUAAUAAUCAUGUAUAAUUAUAAA
Molecule: messenger RNA, 1318 nt
Organism: Gordionus sp. m RMFG-2023
Lineage: Eukaryota; Metazoa; Nematomorpha; Gordioida; Chordodea; Parachordodidae
Exons: 4
Coding region: 426-1205 (259 amino acids)
Molecular function (GO): protein binding
Source: RefSeq, a predicted model, not a curated record